CAACGUCACACUUCAUGCUGUCAAUAUUAAUUGUCCUCUCUCAACAGAGCCAGUGAGUGUGAUGUUCAAGAUGUACUGUCUGUCAGUGAUGACACUGGUGGCAGCAACUUACACCGUGGUAUUACGAUACACAAGGACAAUAUCAUCAACAGCUAUGUACUUCUCUACAACAGCAGUAUGCAUCACAGAGGUUAUUAAAUUGUUAUUGAGCCUUGGGAUGUUGACCAAGUAAGUAUAUCCAAUGUACUACUGUUUUCAUGACCAUCCAAAUAAUGUUCCAAAUGCACUUGGAUAGCUAUCACUUGCUCUUUACAUGUGGUCUCUGCCUUGAAGAAAAACUGUAGAACACCCUUGUGUUUAGUAUUUUGUUGAAUGAAUGCCCCAGUAGCUCAGAUUUUACACAUUUUUGUCUUCAUUUUCACCUUGCAGAGAAACUGGCAGCUUUGGCAGGUUAAAAGCAUCCAUAGUUGAACAUGUAUUUUGGAGUCCAAAAGAGCUGCUGAAACUGUGUGUUCCCUCUGUGGUCUAUGCAGUUCAGAAUAACAUGGCCUUCGUUGCCUUGAGCAAUCUUGAUGCAGCUGUGUAUCAGGUAUAAACUAGAAAUGUCACGAUUUCUGCAGAAAACACCACAUUAAGAAUUGAUAUGUCUAUAUUUCCUUUCUGGCUCAUAUUCUCACUGUAUAUCCCUACCUAGGUGACCUAUCAGUUGAAGAUCCCGUGCACAGCCCUGUGCAUGGUCCUCAUGCUGAACCGCUCUCUCAGCAGGCUGCAGUGGUUCUCAGUCUUUAUGCUGUGUGGGGGCGUCGCACUGGUCCAGUGGAAACCGGCAGAGGCCACUAAAGUCCAGGUACCCUUAGUGUUUCUGUUUGGCUUUUUAUUUAACCUUUAUUUAUCCAGGAAGUCCCAUUGAGGUCAGAAUACCUAUUUUAUAAGGGAGACAUGGCCAAUGGGUAUACUGGUUUGUUGCUGAUGUUCUAAUGGCUUGUUUACGAUCAAAGUUUGACGUUUGGAAUUCUCUGCCAUGUCUAUUUGAUAUGGAUCUUAUACACUUUUCACAUAGGAUUUAUGGUAUGUUGCCUGUAAAAAAAAAAAAAAAAAAAAAAGGCACAUUUUUACCACAUUCUUGCCAGCAUAAACCUUUUAAAUACAUCCAAUGGCAUGAAUAGAAUAGUAUAUUUUCAGUUGAAUUAUGUUACUGGUUUCUGCAGCCUAUAGGCUACAUGGCUGCCCCAUGCAAAUGAAAUAAAUAUUUUGUUCAUUAAACAGACAAGACACAUUCCCCGUAUCACAUUUUAUUUGUCACAUGCUCCGACAGGUGUAGACCUUACAAGCCCUUAACCAACAAUGCAGUUUUAAGAAAAAUAAGAGUUAAAGUAUUUACUAAAAUAAACUGGGGCGGCCCAGGACUGAGUUUGGGAAACCCUGCACUAGAUGACUGUAAGGGGGGGCUCUUCUGAAGUCACCGUUCGCCAUUAUGAUACUCCUCAUAAGGAACAGCCUCAUAGGAAUUAAUGGAAAUUUACAGUAUUUCAAUGUAAUGUUUCAAGGACAAAAAUACAUGCUUUAAGUAUUUUUUGUUGUUGUAGUGGGGACUGCUACAUAAGAACUAUUUUUAAAAUCCAAAAUAUUUGUAUAUUUAAAAAAUAAAAAUGAUUGGCUUCUGUUCAGUUCAUACUUUUUUUUUUUUUUACAAUACAUAAUAGUAUGUAUUAGUGUCUGUAAUGAAAGAGAAAAAAUAAGUAUAUCUUCCAAAACCUGUAGCUCUCUACACUAAAAAGCAUUAUACCAUGGUGUUGUUGAAUAAUCGUUUCUGAUUGUCUUGAAGGGCAUUCUAGAGCAUGUAUUAUUUCCCUAUAAUGCACAGUAUAUUUGCAUGGCAGAAUUCAAUGACAUGUUCUAUGUUUGAGUUGCUUUUGAAAGCAAAAGUCAAAUUGAAAACAUUAUUGGCAUUGUUGAAUUUGAUUUUCAUAAUAGCACUCUAGGACUGAGGGUUUGGUUAGCUCAGUGCUUCUCAAUUAUUUUCUGUUGCGCUGAUAGGUCUAGGAAGAAGUAAACAUUUUGCGCCCCCCAACUCUCCGCCGCAACUGGAAAUAGUAUCAUUUGUCUAUGAAAUUGUUCUAAGUACACCUCUGCAUAACAUUGUAUCCUUAUUAACAUUAAAGAAAAUAAAAUAAAGAAAUAUAGAUCAACUUACAACAAAGAAUAACUUUAUUAACAUUGUUUUUUAGUCUGUAACAGAAAAGACUUAAAGUGCAUCAAUUUGCCUGAAAUUUGCCUUAUUUAAACUGUAAAAAAUUUUUGACCAUUUGAUACUGAAAAAUAAAAUAUAAUCAAUAAAUAAUAAUAAAUUCAAAUUGAUCAGCAACAUGAACUCAGGAGCCCAAUAUAUGAAACACUGACCUAUAAAACAAAAAUGAAUAAAACCAUUUAUGCUGAUUUUUUUUUUUAGCAAAAUGAGGAAGUCAGCAUUAAUGGCAAAAGGCACGUUUGUCUUUGAGUUUAUCUACCAGCUGUUCUUUAAGAUCGUUAGCAAUGUCAUUUAUACGUCUGGCGACAGUGUCAUUGGACAGAGGGAUAGUUUUUAUUUUUGCAGCACUUGCGUCAUCCAGCAUGACAGAGACCUUGUCUAAUGCUGAAGGCAGUAUCAGCUCCUCUGCUAUGGAUUGUUUUUUUUUUGGCACUGAGCAAUUUGGUACGCCACCUUAUAUGAUGCUAACAGUGCUCGCUGGUUUACUGAAGUAGCAUUCACAAAGCGGGAAGAUUGUUGGCAAUAUUCGGCACGUUUUCGCUGAAAAAACUCAAGCGGCUUAUCAGCGUGAUUGGGGUGUAAUGUAUUUAAGUGACGCCUUAAUUUAUUUGGCUUCAUGCUGUCCGCUGCCAACAUUUUUAGACACAGUAAACAUACCGGUCUUUCCUCUUCUCCCACCGUAGUCACAGUGAAGCCAAGCGCGACAUACGCUUCGUCAUAUUUCCUCGUCUUAGCUUUCGGGAGACUUACGUUUGUCUCAUUAUCUCCGUCUCUCUCCGCCUUUCUUUUCAUCCCUGUUAAAUAUGUUUCCAUGGCGUCUCUUAAGGGUUUGUUAUCUGCACUAGCAAGUCUGUUUUGUUUGGUUACCAAGGCAACUACUGUCGCUAUCUAGUAAACUUGCUAGCUACUUCAGUGGAUGUUGAACACAUUUCUAGAGGCAAAUGAACACAUUUAUAGCCAUGGUAUAAAAGGGAUAAUCAACUCGUGGCUCUAUGCAUUCUCUGAAAAGGUGUCGUGGAACACACCUUCCACAUCGUUCAUUAUUUUCCAUAGAAUGCAUAGCCGCUUGUUGUUGAUUAUCCCUUACACAAUGUUGAUUACUAUAAUGCAAAGCUGGAGAAGUUAAUGCAUUAUCCCAUAAUGUUUUCAAUAUUGCUGACCAAUUUAAGAUCAAUGUGAAGCCAGUAAAAAGAAAUUGCAAUAGUCGAGGACAAUAAACCUAAGAACUGGUUCACUCAGACUGUAAAAAACACCGGGUUCACUGGUGGCCUUUUUGUAUACAUCAUGUAAUACUAGGCCAGCUGCUAACGUUAACUACAUUCAUUGUCAAUGCACAAUAUUUGUGAAAGGACUAUUAGAAAAUCCAUAAGAACAGCAGUUAAAAUUCUACGCAUGUAUCACCACUCCUUCCAUGCUUAAUAACAUCAACAAUGGGUUAUCGUUUUGUAAACUAGCAAGCAUUCAUGGACGUUUGCUUACAUGCGUUUCUAUAGUUACAAAAGCUGUCAGGAGCAGUCUCUCUCCAAAAUAGACCAAAAAGAAAAUGUUCUACACUAACAAUUGUUAUACUUACAUAUGAAAUGUCUUUCCACAUCCCUUGAAUUGGUGCUGGCUGCAUCUAUUUGUGACAACCUCGUGGCAUUGUUGACAAGUUGGCUCAUUUAAUUUGGGGAUAUUGUUUUUUCCCUGAUUCACUUCCAUUAAUCAAAGCCCCGAUAGGAAGAGUAUGAUAAUUGCGGCCCGGUGGCUUCAAAGGCUCUUAUUAGCAAAGACAUAGCGGUUUGUAUAAGUCAUUGGUCCCCACACUUCUCAAAGCAGUGCGAUGGCACUGUCCCAAUCAAAACAGUGCUGAAAUGAUGUAGUUCAGUGGUUCCAAACUUUUUCACUCGGGAAGAGAAUUUUGCAGGUUUAAAGCUUAUUUCCUGCAAUUCUACACAUUUUGUCAUGGGGUGCAAAGAGAAUUUUGCAGUUUUAAAACUAUUUUUUAAAUUACAAUUCUAUACAUUGUCUAAUGUGUAUUCAUGUGAUAUUGGAGUGACAAAAAAUGUACAACAAUAUCUAUGGACUGAAAAACCUAAAUAAAAAAACGUCAACUGACAUAGGCUAGUUGAUCCGGACAUUUAUGACAAGUUAUAAAUAGCUCUCUAAGGCAUGCAAUGACUAACAUGAUGAUGCACUGCCCAUUUCAAAAUUGCACCUUGUGCAUUCUAUUAUUACAACUUUCAAGAGUAUGUUUAAAGCCGACACCUCGCAUGCCCCACAGUUUGGGAAGCACUGAUCUAGUUGACCAGACGUGAGUAGGCUAUUGCUUCAAAUGUAUGAUAACAAUUGGAUGACUGGGAGUUUCAGUAAGCAACAAUUUGAUACAUGACUUUUUGCAUUAGCCUACUUUAUUUCAGUAUUUUCAUAUUCAACCCCACAGUAAAUCUUUAUGGAUUCAUCCAGUUGUGGUUAAGAAAACAGCCCACCACUAAGCAUGCACUAUGUGAAACUCCCGAGUGGCGCAGUGGUCUAAGGCACUGCAUCCCAGUGCUAGCUGUGCCACUAGAGAUCCUGGUUCGAAUCCAGGCUCUGUCGUAGCCGGCCGCGACCGAGAGACCCAUACGGCGGCGCACAAUUGGCCCAGCGUCGUCCAGGGUAGGUGAGGGAAUGGCCGGCAGGGAUGUAGCUCAGUUGGUAGAGCAUGGCGUUUGCAACGCCAAGGUUGUGGAUUUGUUUCCCACAGGGGGCUGCUAAAUGACAAAUGUAACAGCCAAGGUUACAGCCUAGUAAUGGGUGCUGCCUAGCAAAUAAAUGUCUCUAUUUGUUUUAUUGGAAAGCUGUGAGUGUUAUUAUGAUACAAUAUCAGUACUUGUUGCAUUUCCAAGUCCUAUCAUCAACUGAUUUCAGCCUGUGAAUUGACUGUGUUGUUUGAAUGGACUAUUGGCAUAUUUGUAGUUAAUUUGCCAGUUCCUCUAAAACUGGCUGGCUAGCUAGUUAACAAACAUACUGUGCAGAAAUUCUUCAAAUUCAUUAUUUUACACUAUCUUAUCACAGCACUGGCAAACCAUGGUUGACCAACUCCCUGACCAAAAUGACUGACCUUUAUCCCAUCAUAAGAAGGUUCAUGUCCAUUCUAGUAUUAUAAUUCUUAAUUCUAUGGUCGUUCGUGCCAAUGCUGCUUUGGCAUUACGGCUACGUUUCAUACUAAGCCGUAGAUGGAACUUUACUGCAAUCAUGACUAGGUCGGUUGGUGGAAUUAAAAGCACUGGCUUUCCUUUGUUACUGGCAAUACCUUUCAGAUAUAAAGAAAAGGCGGCAAAAGGUUGCCGGCAUGGUAAAGUUGGGGGCUAAAUGUCUUGGUAUGUAAGGAGUAUUCGACAUGUUCUAAUCUUUUUAGGUGGAGCAGAACCCUUUUUUGGGGUUUAUGGCCAUUGCUGUCGCUGUGUUGUGCUCUGGGUUUGCAGGUAAUCUUGCUAUCUCUUUAUACCUUUUAAUAUUCUAUAACAUAAUUGAUGAUGAUAAUGGCAGGUUUUUAUCUAAUGGUGUCCCUUUGUGUUUGAACAGGUGUGUACUUUGAGAAGGUCCUAAAGAGCUCAGACACAUCCUUAUGGGUGAGGAACAUCCAGAUGUACCUGUCUGGCAUCGUGGUCACCCUCGCUGGUGUUUACAUGACGGAGGGUGCUCAGGUCAUAGAGAAAGGCUUCUUCUACGGUUACACGCCUUGGGUGAGCGUUGUAGUCUGUGAGUCAAAUUUCAAUAUUGAUACAUGAACAUAUUCCUGAGUUUCUUGCUUUUCUACAAUGCCUGGAGAAAUGUACAUUGUUUUAAACUUUUCCUAAUGUAAAUUUGUGUUGUACAUUGAAUUUACAUUUGGUAUUUUCUUCUUCCAGUUCUGGCCAGUGUGGGUGGUCUGUACACAUCAGUGGUGGUGAAGUACACAGACAAUAUCAUGAAAGGCUUCUCUGCUGCAGCCGCCAUCGUUCUCUCUACUGUGGCAUCCGUCACUCUGUUUGGGCUACAGAUAAGUGAGUCAAAUCAUUCACAUCUUUGUGGGCAUGGACUAUCAUAAAUUACUGUUCAGCCACUAGGCUUUGUGUGGUCUCUGACACGCGAGUACUAAUAUAGCUUAGCAGUGUUUCCCUUAAGAUUUAUUUUCAGCUGUUGUGGCAACGGGUGGGUACAUUGCUACUAGCGCAAUGACAUGCUACCUGUUCCCAUAGACUUCCAGUCAUUAAGCCAACUACUAUCCAUUUAAAGUGCGUCUCGGCAGAUAUUUAUAUAUUACUAAAUUACAUCAUUUUUAGCAGCGAUCGCAACAAUUUAGCACCUGUGGGCAACCGCUGCUAAAUGAAUAUAGGGGAAACACUGAUUUGAACAUAUUUUUGAGUGAAUUUAUCAAUAGUCCAUGGCAGGUUUUCAGUAACCAUGUUCACUUUUCAUGCAGCUGCUACCUUUGCCUGUGGAGCAAUGCUGGUGUGUGUCUCCAUAUACCUUUAUGGACUUCCGAAACAAGACACCACCAAGCUUCCAAGAGCAGACACUGAGUCCAGGCAGAAACUGAUCACAGUUUGAAGUCUGGAAGAACAAAAAUGUUUAUGGUCUUUCCUGACCUCUGUGUUGGAGCUGCCCAUAGGCCCUCUUUCACACUGAAGUCUACUGUUGUGUCCCAUAAUAAGAGUGUCGGCAAGGAACUUAAAUAAUAUAGAUGAAUCAUUAUAUCAGUGAUGCUGGAGCAUUAAGGGAAGGUAUUUCAAAUACACUUAUGCUUCAAUAUUCUGUGGGGAGUGUGGCGCUGAGGCAGAAUGUAUGCAUAGAAAAUAAAUACCAUUGGGUUUUUAUUCCUUAUUUUUUUGUUUACUGUGUGACUGCUGUUAGUCUUGGACAAUAGUUUUCAUGAACCACUGUCAAUGUCAAGUACUCCACAAUUGACAAAGUACUGAAUGUAUAUACACAGCUGACAGAAUCUCACCUGGGAGAGCCUGGACAUUUACAGUCC
Coregonus sp. 'balchen' is the source of this 7226-nucleotide messenger RNA. Lineage: Eukaryota; Metazoa; Chordata; Actinopteri; Salmoniformes; Salmonidae. The record is from the annotation of a GenBank genome assembly.